Messenger RNA from Anopheles coustani, 2689 nucleotides. It is a transcript of the gene ThrRS, whose product is annotated as threonine--tRNA ligase 1, cytoplasmic. Gene Ontology annotation, biological process: threonyl-tRNA aminoacylation. Lineage: Eukaryota; Metazoa; Arthropoda; Insecta; Diptera; Culicidae. Bases 108 to 2420 code for a protein of 770 amino acids. The transcript has 4 exons. The record is from RefSeq and is a predicted model, not a curated record. Gene Ontology annotation, molecular function: ATP binding; threonine-tRNA ligase activity. Gene Ontology annotation, cellular component: cytoplasm.
UCAGUCAUCUUUGCAAUUUGCAUCGUUACGAGUGUACCCAAGUGAUGAGUGAAGCAUUGCCGAUAAAUUUGUUAAUGAAACUGUAAACUGGGAAACAGCAGUGUAAAAUGCAACCGACGGUCGGUGUCCUGUUGCGACGAUGUGCAGUGUGGACUGGAGGCGGUGGUGGAACAAACCUGCUGCACCGUCGUUUUGGUAGCAGGGAAUGGCUAAUGUUACGGCAACUGCACCGCUUAGUGCAACCAACUAUCGGAAACCGCCAGAAAAGUCCUCAUCCGUGCCGUCAGUUUGCAACAUUGGCCAGCAAGGCAAAGAAGGAGAAACAGAAGAAUGCGGCUGCGGAAAAAGCAUUUUCAUCAUCUGCAGCGGCAUCCGGGCAGCCUUCGAGUGCCGCUGAAGAGCCGAAGGGGUUGCCGGAUUUCAUCGAUCAUCGCAUCAAAAUCUACGACGAACUGAUGGCGCAAUAUCGGGAGGAGCUUGAGAAGAAGGAAAAGAGUCCCAUAAAGGUGACGCUUCCGGACGGAAAGCAGGUGGAUGGGCUGAGCUGGCAAACGACACCGUAUGAAGUGGCUAAGGGAAUCAGCCAGGGACUGGCGGACAACACCGUCAUUGCGCGGGUCAACAAUGAAUUGUGGGACCUGGACCGACCACUCGAGGGUGACUGCAAGCUGCAGUUGCUGAAGUUUGACGAUCCGGAUGCGCAGGCCGUUUUCUGGCACAGUUCCGCACAUAUUUUGGGUGAGGCGAUGGAGAAACGAUACUGUGGACACCUGUGCUACGGGCCUCCGAUUGAGAAUGGGUUCUACUACGAUAUGUUUCUGGAGGGAAGUGGAAUUUCCAACCAGGACUAUGGUGUUCUCGAAUCUGAGGUAAAGCGUAUCGUGAAGGAAAAGCAACCCUUCGAACGGUUGGAGAUGAAAAAGGCUGAUUUGCUGCGGAUGUUCGAGUACAACCAAUUUAAGGUCCGCAUUCUUAACGAGAAGGUGACCACCGAUACAACAACCGUCUACCGGUGUGGUCCGCUUAUCGAUCUGUGCCGUGGACCACAUGUCCGCAACACGGGCAAGGUGAAGGCGCUCAAAGUGGUGAAGAACUCGGCCACCUACUGGGAAGGCAAAGCGGACGCGGAGACGCUUCAGCGCGUGUACGGCAUAUCGUUCCCCGAUCCGAAGCAACUGAAGGAGUGGGAAAAGAUCCAGGAGGAAGCGGCCAAGCGUGACCACCGGAAGCUUGGUAAGGAGCAGGAGCUAUUCUUCUUCCACGAGCUAUCGCCGGGAUCGUGCUUCUUCCAGCCGAAGGGAGCACAUAUCUACAACACGCUGAUGAACUUCAUUCGCGGAGAGUACCGUAAGCGCGGCUUCCAGGAGGUUAUCUCACCGAACAUCUACAAUGCCAAGCUGUGGCAGACUUCGGGCCACUGGCAGCACUAUGCGGAGAACAUGUUCUCGUUCGAGAGCGAAAAGGAAACCUUCGCACUGAAACCGAUGAACUGUCCCGGCCACUGUUUGAUGUUCGAUCACCGUAAUCGAUCAUGGCGUGAGCUUCCGCUUCGUAUGGCCGAUUUCGGAGUGUUGCACCGUAACGAACUGUCCGGGGCGCUGACCGGUUUGACACGCGUUCGCCGUUUCCAGCAGGAUGACGCCCACAUUUUCUGCAUGCCAGAUCAAAUCCGCGAGGAGAUUACAGGAUGUUUGGACUUUUUGCGCCACGUUUACACCAUCUUCGGAUUCACGUUCAACCUCGUGCUUUCGACCCGUCCGGAGAAGUACCUCGGCGAGAUUGAGGUGUGGAAUGAGGCGGAAAAGGCGUUGGCCGACUCGUUGGACAAGUUCGGUGAGCCGUGGAAGGAGAAUCCGGGCGAUGGUGCGUUCUACGGACCGAAGAUUGACAUCACGAUCAUGGAUGCGCUCAAGCGAAACCAUCAGUGCGCCACGAUUCAGCUCGAUUUUCAGCUGCCGAUUCGUUUCAAUCUGAACUACAUCGACGACAAUGGCGAGAAAAAACGGCCGGUUAUCAUUCAUCGGGCAGUGCUCGGUUCGGUUGAACGUAUGAUCGCGAUUCUGACGGAGAACUACGCGGGCAAGUGGCCGUUCUGGCUGUCCCCCCGGCAGGUUAUGGUGGUGCCGGUUGGCCCAGCGUACGACGAGUAUGCGGACAAGGUGCGAGAGCGAUUGCACGAGGCUGGCUUCAUGGUCGAGGCGGAUCUGGACGCGGGCGAUACGAUGAACAAGAAGAUCCGUAACGCUCAGUUGGCACAGUUUAACUUCAUCUUGGUUGUCGGAGAGAAGGAACGUAGCUCGGACACGGUGAAUGUGCGUACCCGCGACAACAAGGUGCAUGGCGAAGUUUCAGUCGAUGACUUGGUAACCAAGCUGUCGAAGCUGCGGGAUGAGUUUGCUCGCGGGGAAGAUCAAUUUUAAAGUGUCGCAUUUAGAAAGGCAAGAGAGUAAUACGCUAAUCGUGUGCAGUUAUUUCAUAUGGCCGCCAGGAAAAGAAACGGUUGGAAUUUAAAGUGGCACAUAUUGUUUAAGCUUACCCGGUAGAAUGUGUCAGUAGAAAUUUUGACAAUUUCUACAAUUUCUCUUUGUUUUUUGAAAAUAAAUUAUUGUUCUUCAUCUUAUCUGCUUGUACUACAACCUCUCGUUGAGAUGAAAUAAAACUAUGAACUCUGGUAAAUGAUUACGAAACU